AUGCAAUGUGGAUUCGCUUUUCUCGAAGCUGGAGCUGUUAGAAGUAAAAAUUGUACAAAUAUUCUAAUUAAAAAUGUUUUGGAUUCGCUUCUCGGAAUUCUUGGUUAUUGGGCAAUUGGAUGGGCUUUGGCAUAUGGACCUAAUUCAAACAAUUUUCUUGACCAUUUUUUCGGUUUUAGUCAAUUCUUUGUUAUUGGCCUACAAAAUUAUGCAAAAUUCUUUUUUCAAUUUGUUUUUGCUGCUACAGCUGCUAAAAUAAUUUCUGGGGCGGUCGCAGAAAGGGCAGAAUUUGCUUGUUUUUUAACCUACUCACUUUUAAUUACUUCAUUUUGUUACCCUAUACUAACACAUUGGGGAUGGACUCCAAAUGGAUGGAUGGCUAGAGGUUUUGACCCAAGCCUUGGACUUGAACAACAUUUAUUCGAAAAUAAUACUUUAAACAUUAAAGUCCGUUUCAAAAGUAUAGCGCCAGGGGUUUUUUAA
Messenger RNA from Meloidogyne enterolobii, 483 nucleotides. The record is from the annotation of a GenBank genome assembly. NCBI's taxonomy places the organism in Eukaryota, Metazoa, Nematoda, Chromadorea, Rhabditida, Meloidogynidae.